GAUAGUCCUGCCGUAAAAACGAAUUCGACAGAGAAACAUCCGGCAUCCCUGCUAUCAAUGCAAACAGCGCGAAAGAAAUCAACUGUGGCAAACAAACUUGUAUAGACAGGAAUAUUAUUGUCUCAAGGAAUGCUAUUCUAUCCGUAAUGUUUUGUCUCUACUUUUAAAACUAAUUAUUGUUACGAAAAGUGCCUUGUUUGGAAAUAUUUGUCAUUGGCAGCGAAUGUGUUGAUUUGCCAUUGCUCAAGAAAAGAUUUUAUAUCGAAGAUCGCUAUGGAUUUGCACAUGUACCUGGUCGUUGGUGACGAUCGACACCGGCUUAAGGAGGGGAUAACUUUAAUCGGAUCUGCUGAAAACGAUCGAUACACUGUCAUCCGGCUGCAGCACAAGUCAAUAUGUGCCAAACAUGCCGCCAUCAAGUGUUCAUCGACGUCCCGUGAUGUUUACAUGAUGGAUCUCUGCUCUCACGCCGGCGUUCAGGUGACCGACGAUCGUGUCCACAUGCAGCCUGCACCACCCUUAGAAUGGUUAAAAUUAUAUGGUAACAAAGUGAAGCUAGUAUUUGGUGCUAUCACAUGCCGGCUGGAGAUAUCGAACAGCACUGACAGAAAGUCCUACGCUAGUAUGGAAUCUUUCUUUGAAUCUUCUAUUGAAUCUGUCGAUUGUAGUCUGGAUGAAGCUCCCCAGAUGCGAUCUCGGCUUGUAACAAACAAGCUGUCCAACAAUAAAUCGGAAAAUAUCAGUGAUAGUGUAAACCAGAACACAAAAGCGUCACCUAAAAAACUAAGCAUAUCAAAACCCGAGGAAAAUAGCUUCCUGAUACCUGCUACUCAAAACCAGACUGUGAAUAAUGCAUCAUGCAGUUCGACGCGUAACUCCACUUCGAUAGCAGAUAAAACAAGAACCAGUUUGCAGCAAGCCAGUAUAGACGAAGAGGACGAUCUUUUCUUCAUUCCAGAAACUCAGGAAUGUAACGAGCAACCCGACGAAUCGCAAAUCAUCGAACCGAUAGGAGGUACCAUUGGUCAGGGUGAAAAAGAGGAAGAUUUUCUACGAUUUGAAACGGAAGAUGACGAAAAUACCGGCGAUGGGCUCUUUAAUAAUCCAUACGUCGAGUCACAAAAUCUGCUUAACGAUCUGGACGAAUCGUACCGGAAGAACCUCUGCGAAGAGCGAAAAUCUGUUUUACCCGAUCGUUCCGUUGAUUCAAUUUCUUUCCAUGGACGAAUCCCACCCGAAGAAACCGAUGAGGAAUUAAGCAAAAUCGAAUGGAAUGACUCGAGAGCUGCCUCUAAGGGUAAAGUAAGUGUCGAACCAAUUGCAGCGGAGGUGGAUCGAGAAAGCGGCUCCGUCACCCCUGAGCUUGAUUUCGGCAGUCGACCAGGAUCUGCACGAUAUCCGGUGCCAGUCGCACUAACAAAUGAAGAACAACGUGUGGAGUCGGUUACUCCCGAUUUGGAAUUUGAUCGACUCACUCCGCAGCAGCCGGAUCCGGUGCUUGUUAAAAGGCUAUCGCUUCGAAAGGAUGCCUUCGAAGAUAUACUGCAACAGUCUCCGGCUGAUCACGAAGGGCGAUCAGAAUCUGUCACACCUGACCUCGAUAAUUUCCCUGCGAAGGAAAAAGAGGAAACUGACCAUAAUCCCUACCUGGCAGCAACGCAAAUCUUGCCUGCCGAGCAAAAUGAUGUUAUGCUAAAAUCGACAAGCAUCUAUGAAUUGGCCACCCAACUGGACCCGGUGACAUCCAAUGAAGUUCCCCCGACACUCGGCGGGGCCGCUUACGACUUGCUAACGCAAAAGAUACCCGAAGAAGCACCCCCGAAUCUCCCAGCGAUUGGCGAAACCGCUUACGAUUUGCUAACGCAAAAGUUUCCGGAAGAACUGCCUCGGAAUGCCCCAACAUGCGGCGAGGCCGCUUACGACGUGCUAACGCAAAAAAUGCCCAAAGAGGCGCUUCAAUCGGCUCGUUCACUUCGCAAGGCGCUUAUUAAAGUAACCGAUUUGCGCCAGGACAAGGGAAACGUUUCUAUUCGAGCAAACAAGGAAUUCGAGCUAGAUCCGUUCCAGUUGGCCACCCAGCCGCUCAUCGCUGACGAAGCACACGAUGUGUACGAUAUUCAAACUCAAGCUCUCAGAACAGCGUCGAACACUGAGGAUGGUUUCGACCCGGAGACCGAUACAAUUCCACUAGCGCUGGUAAGCUCUCCAUUGCAAGGUAUAAACUUAUCGGCAUCCGACGACCUCUACAAUCUACAAACACAACCACUAGUGACUAAAACCUCAGACAGCAGUUUACCACUUGAUGGAACAUUCCGACCGCCUGUUAACAGUACCUGUCGACAGUCCGUUCUAGGGAAUGCAAUUUUUGAUGAGGAUCAAGAGGCUGAGUCUAAAUCCGAUCAGCUCAAUAUUUCUCCAUCUUCGAACAAAGAAAAUCAGGAAGAAGUAACAAAGCAUCGGUCCGGAAGUAGUUCACACAUGAAGUCGAAUACGAAACGAAGAAUUUCCUCCGAUUUCGGAGCAUCGGAGCGCACCAUAGCUGAAGAGUUCAACCAAUCGGACGAGGAGUAUUGCCUUGCUGCGACGUUACCCGUUGCAGACACUGGUGAUAAGAUUGGUAAAGAUUCAUCAUCAAAAAAGAACAAUAAAUCGAAUGCCAUGAAGAGUAAUACAAGCUUUAAAAUUCCCGAAAAUCGGAAAACGCCUUCCAGUGCCAAGAGCUCAACUGUCAGCAGUAACGAUAGUAAGGAAACGCCACGCUCUAAAGCGAACUCAGAGGGUGAUCCAUUGUCGUUUGAUUUCAAUACCCCGGACCAUCCAUUCUUGAACGUGGUCAAAAAGGACAAAAUCCUCGCCGUUUCUGAUAUGAUAAAAAAUCGCACGUCUGAUACUGCGAAAGCAAGCAAGUACAAAUACAUUUUUGGGGAUAGUUCGGAUGAAGACCAAGAACCAAACAAACCAGUGUUCCUUAAAAAAGACAGCAAAGUCCAGGUAAUGAAGUACGACAAGGAGGAACGGAAAAACACUAAAUCAGUUUUUAGUGAGGAGUCGAAAAAACUGCCAGAGAGGCACUCAACGCGAGAUAGAAAGAAAACCCGACGAUACUCGGACGAUGAUAGUCGAAGUGUUGCUUCAACUAGAUCCAGCACAAGAUCUGGUCGAAGUACAGCGUCUAGUACUUCAAAAAUGAAAGUCGACGAAUCUGUCGAUUAUCAACAAGCUAAAGCUAACCAAGCUAAAACCAGAAAGAGAAAAGCAGCCGAAAUACCUGCCCUUCCGACAGAUGACGUGCCAAAUGAACCACCAAAGUACAGUAAAACCAAUGAGAAAACCGUCGAGGAUGUAGAACCGAAGGCUGGCCCUUCGAAACUGACAGAACCAGUAGUCACCAAAAGAUCCAACCGUUUGAAGCGUACCGCUAAGGAAGAUGGGAACGAUGAUUCUUCGUCUAAGCCUGCAGUCAAUCGAACUGUUCCAGAGGUAGAACAACGCACCUCCCGUACAAAAUCUAAGCGACCGACAGCCGCAAAGUCCGCGAUGGAUAAGCUGCCCUCCACUGACGAAGCAAGUAGUGCGUCGGAAGCUAUGAACACGAGCAUUUCCGGCUCGGAAUCACCAUCUGGUACCCGUAAAUCAUCACGCGUUGACAAGCCACGGCUGAUGUUCACCAAGAUGAGCCCGGAACCCUACAAAGGGGUGAUCACACGAGCCGUGUUUCGAAAGAUGCAACGGAAAUAGGAUAUAUAGCUCGAUUAGUCUAAAAGUUAAUCGGUUCAAAUGGAUAUGAAUAUCGGAUCAAUUGGUAGUAGUUUAGAGCUGUAGUUCAUUUUUGCUGGUCAUGAGAGUAUCUUUGAAUCUUUUUUUCUAGAUUUUCGUUUGUAACACUAUACUGCUUCCGUUGUUUUCGUUGUAGAAUGCGGUCACACUAUUAUUGCGUAGCUUGCGUAGAGUAUGAGUAAUAUUUUGCUGUAUUUUUUAUAUCAUGGCUUACUUUUCUAACAUGCUUCUGCGGCCCGAUUAUCUGCAUUACUGAGAGCGUAGAGCCAAAACAGCAAGUGUUUACAAAUGAGACACUCACGUCGUUUUGGUUCAAAAUGACUGGUUGUGAUUGCUUUGUCACCUCUGUAAUAUAAAGUUUCUGCAAUCCAUAUCCUAUAACAUCAUGAGAGUUAUACUUAUUAGAAUCUCAGAAUCCACAUUUAGCUUGAGGCUGCGGGUAUUUGAAAUUUCUGAAAACAAUUAGUGUUUUCUCGGUACCUAUUUGAAUUUCGGUCAUUCGUUAUGUUGUAUGCUCGAUUCUCAGUUGUGAAGCAUUGUUGGAAUCCGUAGAAUCAUUAAACUGUAUAAUUUUGACAUAUACAGAACAAAGGAUGGCGACUUUACAGCAUUCAAGUAGAAAAAAAUGUUUAAAAUUGUCAAGGUAAGAAAGAUAAUGAAAUCUUCUAUCGGACCAGAACAGGACUGGUACAUACAAUCAAAAAGUUUAAAAGGAAUGGGAUGUUAUCAAUCGAAACAGGUAAGUGGAACUUUAUUACUACACACAGUGUAUUAUGGCUAUCUGCAUGCAAACGCUUGACCUAAAAAAAACAGAUAUUCAUAUCCAUUUUUCUUCAAUCGUUUUGUGCUUGACAAGAACAGCAUCCUCAGUGCCUGACUAAGGUACUACCCAAAAAUUGAAAUUCUUGUAACUGUUGUAAUUUUGAUAUGUCUGAACUGGUCACUCUAAACAGUUUCUCAGGAGGCUUCUAUUGUCUAUAUUCCUUGCAUUAAAGUUCAACGAUUCAAUCAACGAAUUAAUUGAUAUCUCUACAUCGCCCUAGUCGUUCUUUUUCUUCGUUAUUCAGGCGAUUUGAUGAUUUAUCUCUGGAAUUGUAUUUUCGAAACAGUUCGUUGAAGUUAUAUCUAUUGAAAUAAUUUAGUGCGUUUUAUUCUCGUGUGUGAGAUUCCUGUCAAAUCUAAACAAAAUGAUUCUUUUUCCUGCAAAACCGGAAGAACCCAACAAAAAACCUUAUCGAACUGAUUUUAAAGUAGAGUGAGAACCGUUGACACCAAAAAUAUUGAAAUCGGAUGAUAUUAAAAAAAUUACACGAAUAUCUUUUUGUAAAUACCCAGGUAACCAUCCUGGUCACUACCCGAAAAAACUAUCAAAAGUUGUCUUUAAAAAAAAACUUGAAAAGUUACCCGGCCACAUGACGAUUAAAAAAAAUCAAUCACAUCUAUAUUCGCAACUCACCAUUCCUUAACUCGUUUAUUCGAAGGAGGUUUCAUCGUCGAUAUGCCCGAGCUCGCAACGAUACUAGUUUCCGAUCGUGUCUAUCGCACUUACAAGUUUCUCUGUGCCAUCGCCAAAGGGAUCCCGAUAGUCGACCAUACCUAUCUGGAGCUGGUUGAGAAAAAACGAG
This is a messenger RNA of Wyeomyia smithii (pitcher-plant mosquito), 5402 nucleotides long. RefSeq lists its product as uncharacterized. Bases 274 to 3738 code for a protein of 1154 amino acids. The transcript is spliced from 7 exons. Gene Ontology annotation, molecular function: protein binding. The record is from RefSeq and is a predicted model, not a curated record. Lineage: Eukaryota; Metazoa; Arthropoda; Insecta; Diptera; Culicidae.